AAAGAAAGUCCCCGAAAAAUUUACUUAUAGAAUGGAAUUAAUAGCUUGCAUCUCAUGGUAACUUCCUCAGUUUAUUAUCUCUCGGUCUCGCACUCCCUGCCGAAUUGCACAAUAAAGCAACUGAGUUUGUGUGAUUUUCGCUGAAUAUACACUUUAUUUCCCCGACUGCACUGAUCCCAACGUUAUCUGACCAGUUUUUUAAAAGGAAACCUCAAAAGUGCAGUGCUCUGCGUGUUGCUCGGCACAGUGCAACGGAGUUUUGUGUUGAAGAAAAAUGAGUGAAGUUCAGGAGGUAAAGAAAGAUUUGGAGAAGGAAUAUUCUCCUAGUGCGUGGGUCAAGAGAUUCUCCACCAAGGAAGAAUUGAUAGAGUAUCACAUGAAAGUUCUUGGUGAAGGAACUACGACAGCAAGAGAAACCUUCAAGUAUGAAUUGGAUGUUCCAUAUGGAUCAGGAAAACGCUCCAAGGUGGACAUUUAUGGCACGGAUCUCCCUCCAGGAGCCCCCAUUUUUGUGCUCUUUCACGGAGGAUACUGGCACAUUAAGGAAUAUACCAAGGAAAAGGGCAGUUACGGAGUCCUUCCGCUUGUUGCAGCAGGAUGUCGUGUAAUUGCUGCUGACUACGAAAUGUGCCCCAAUGUGACCCUUUCAGAACUCGUGGAGAAUACCUUUGAGUGCUUCUCCUUUAUUCUCAAUUAUGCUGCCAAGAUUGGAGCAUCUUCUGUCAGUUUCUUGGGACAUUCAGCUGGUGCACAUUUAGUUAUCUCGCAAUUCCAUGAGCCACGCUACUCCAAACUUCCCCAUAAGGACCUCAUUAGGGAUGUCUACUUACUGAGUGGAGUAUUUGAUCUCAGGGAAGUUCGUUACACAGAAGUUGCCAAUUCCGGAAAUAUCCUAUCGAUUACGGAUAACAAUGUAGAGGAAUUAUCACCAGUUCUGGCGGAUUUUUAUCAUUUGGCUUUACAUCCCGUCCACUUUAUCAUCGUAGUGACAACCAAUGAAUCGAAAUCUUACUUCAAAAUGUCUGAGGACAUGAGAGAUACUCUUCUAAAAGGAACAAAUCAUGUGAAAUUGCAUUUACUGCCGAAUAGAGAUCAUUUUGAUAUAGUUGAGCAACUCAAUGACCAAGAAGCAGAACUCACUGAAAUCAUUCUAGAAGGACUGAAAGAAGAGUAACACUACUAGACUUGGUGUAAGACCUUAUUAGUAAAAAUGUAAAAUUAAAGAAAAAGUACUGGCUCUCACCUAGUAAAUGCUUUUUUCGAUUUAUAAA
Phlebotomus papatasi is the source of this 1271-nucleotide messenger RNA. RefSeq names its product kynurenine formamidase. The coding region runs from base 275 to 1174 and encodes 299 amino acids. The transcript is spliced from 2 exons. Gene Ontology annotation, molecular function: hydrolase activity. NCBI's taxonomy places the organism in Eukaryota, Metazoa, Arthropoda, Insecta, Diptera, Psychodidae. The record is from RefSeq and is a predicted model, not a curated record.